AUGGAAUAUAGGGUGAGUUUUUCAGAAUUUUUAUUCCAAUAUUCAAUUAAAUCAAAAAGGAUUAAUCUUUUUCAGGAAUUCUGUAUCUACACUACAGUAAUGACAAAAAGAAAUUUUGAUUCAAGAAAUAGAGGUUUUUCAGACAAUUCUGAAUUGCAGUCAAUUGUUUUUUUUUCAGAUUUGCAUAUUCUCGAUCAACCAAACAAACAUAAUCAUUUAUCGAUAUUUUCUUUAAAAAAAAAUCAUUUUAUGAAAUAAAAUAUGUUACAAAAAUAAACGCUCGUGCUUUUUAUCUUGAUGUUAUUUGAGUGGUUUGAAAAUUCAUCCACAAUAAUUAUUUUCAUUAAAUAUAUUAAUUCUUUUUUUUUUUGUCAUAAUUUUUCAGACAUGGCUGAAAAAAAUACUCUACAGAAUCCACAACAAUGCGAAAGCGAAAUGAGCGCUGAAGAUCUGAAAAUGAAGACAUUGCUCGCUCAAGUUGCUCAUGUCUCAGAAGAAACAUAUAGAAAAGAACUUCGUGCCAGAGUUGCUGAAUUACAAAUAGAACGAGAAAAUGUGAUAAAAAUGGUAGCCCAAAGAAAACAACAACAAAAAUCUGAAGUUGAGAGAGAAAAUGAGAAAAUUCAAUCGGAGAUUGAUGAAUUGAAGGAGAAUUUAUCAAAAGCAUGGGGAACGGUGAUUGAUUUUUAAAAACUAUUUUUAAAAACUUUUAAAAAUUGUGAAUAAAGAAAUUGAUCUUUGCAGAUUGGACAAUUGAAAUGCGAACUGGAAUUGAAAAGUGCCGAAAUCAAUUCUUUAAAGAAGAGUAAAACUGGUCCAGUCGAGUGAGUUUUUUUGUGUUUCGAAAAUUUUUAAUUUGCAAUUAUUCCAGCCCAGAUUCAUGUGGCUGUGCAAGAAGAUGCAGUGUAUUAAUGAGUUGGAAGAACCAAGGCUUCAUAGUCAUUUCGCCAAAAAUCGCAGCUGGAAUUUUUCAAGCUGAAAGAUUGAAGAAAACAUUUUCUCGCGAAGAAUGUUUGAAAUUUGCAAAAUCAACACAACCAGAUUUUUUUGAUAAAGCAAAAGCGAUUGUCACAUUCAGCAGUAGCUGUAAAGAGAUGUUGAGUCAUGUGAAACGUUUUCCAACAUGGAAGAAAGCUGCUGAACUGUUUCUCCAGCAAGCCAGAGAACAUCUCGAAAAAUUGGAAAUCAAAGAAGCGAAACGAAUUAUUAUUGCUCCAAGAUUCAAAAAUGCUGGUAUUAUGACUCCGGCUGAUGUGAAAGUGUUUUAUGCUCAAGAAGGAGAUAUCGAUCAAGUAAUCGGAAAAAUCAAGGAUAAACGAUAUUCCGAUCUCUUGCUAUUUGUAGAAACCAAGAAUUGCGAAAGCUAUUAUGAAAAUCUUCGGAAAAUUUUGGAGAAACGAAAUUCGGCUCACUCCUAUGUUUUACCAUUGCCAACAAAUUGUAAAGUUAAUGAAUUACCAAAAAUCAACCAACUGUUUGCUAAACUAAAAAUCAACAAAAAAGUGCAUAUUGUCAAACCAACCGAUGUCGCUGAUGAACUUAUCAAUAUACCACAAGUCUCGUUUUACGAUCGUGAGCAGAAUCUGUUGAAUGCAUAUCUGGAACGAAUGCUUAGAACAGUAGAUUUCCGAUAUCUUGAUGGUUUUGUUAACUUCAGAACUUUUCCAUGUUUUUAAUGAUUUCGAAGGUUUUUUGUAUAUUUUCAUAUUGAAAGAUAAUAAAUCAUAUUGAUUGAAAUUUUUUUUCGAAAUUUUAACAGAUUUUCAGAAAUUUUUUCCAGAUAUCAAGAAAAAAUUGAUUUUGAAAAACAGACCUGAACAAAUUCUAGGCUACAUUGAUUUUUUGAUUUUUUGUUGAAUGAUUUAUUGUUUUUUGUACCAAACCUUUCGCAAAACCACAUCUGGUCCAGAAAACUUUUUGUUUCUUAUUCAAACAUUUGUCAUUUUCACACACUGUUUUCUUAUUUCAAAGAAAGGAUAGGCUCAAAAAUGAAAUAUGGUUCGGUAAAAGAGAAAGAGCAAACCAGCUUGUCAAACCUACGGUAGAUUUAUUAGCGCGCGCGAUUUCGGGGGCGGGUUCUAUCCCUUCUCCUUUUUUCUCUCAAUGUUUCUAGAUGCUUCGUUAGCUUCUCCUAAACUGUUUACCCACAAAUUCGCGCCAGGAUAAAUGAAAUUGGCGCAUUUUUGUAGUUGCUAGCCCUUAUUUAGUUUAAUUGCAUCAUUGUGAAUUUUCCCUGAAACAAAAAAAUGUUUUUUUUUAUUUCUCGCACAUUUUUCCAGACUGGGUAGCGAACAAAAACAAAAUGGAUCAAGACAAAAACGAUCAACUGGAAAAACCAGAAGAUAACAGCAUGGAGCCUCCUCGCUCGGAGGAGGUGAAAGAAGAGAAGCCGCCGGUUGAGGCUGAAACUGAAGUUGUUGAGACUGGUGAAGUUGAGGAGCAAGAUCCACAGGAGGAAACAUCAGUGGAGGUAAUUUGGAAUUUUUAUUUUUACAAAAUUUCAAUGUUUCAAAAAAAUCCACGAAUUUCGGGAAAUUUCAACAACUUUUUUAAAUUUCAAAAACAAUUUCAGGUGAAUUUGAUUUUUCGGAAUUUCCAAACAAUUUUUCUGAACUUAAGGUUUCAAAAUAUUAAAUAUGUACUUUCGAAAAAUUGCUUUUGAAAAUGAUAAACAUUUUACAGAAAAUCAAGUCGUUGCGAAGAAAAUUGAACGAUGCAAUUGCUGAAAAUCAUCGUCUUCAAAAAAGAUUUGGAUAA
This is a messenger RNA of Caenorhabditis angaria, 2757 nucleotides long. The record is from the annotation of a GenBank genome assembly. Lineage: Eukaryota; Metazoa; Nematoda; Chromadorea; Rhabditida; Rhabditidae.